Messenger RNA from Gossypium raimondii (Peruvian cotton), 1563 nucleotides. RefSeq names its product probable disease resistance protein At5g43730. The transcript is spliced from 2 exons. The record is from RefSeq and is a predicted model, not a curated record. Gene Ontology annotation, molecular function: ADP binding. Lineage: Eukaryota; Viridiplantae; Streptophyta; Magnoliopsida; Malvales; Malvaceae. The coding region runs from base 1 to 1563 and encodes 520 amino acids.
AUGGGAGGGGUGGGCAAAACCACCUUAGUAAAAAAGGUGGUUGGUGAAGCCAAAGGAUUUGAUCGAGUUAUAACGGUCACUGUGUCCGAAACUGUAAAUAUUGAAAAAUUACAAAACAAAAUUGCAGAUGACAUAGACUUGAAUUUUGAGAAGAACACUGAAGGCGGCAAAGCAACAGAGUUAUGGAGUAGAUUGAGAAAUGGAAAGUUUCUCGUAAUCCUCGAUGAUCUAUGGAACGAGUGGGAUGAUGAUGGGGAUUUGAGAAAGAUAGGUAUUCCAUUGGUUAAAGAUGAAAAGGGUUGCAAAAUCAUCUUGACAACACGCAACUGUAAUGUUUGCCAACAUAUGGAAUGUGAGGAGACAGUUCAAGUGAAGGUUUUGGAAGAUGAUGAAGCAUGGGCUUUGUUCGAAAUGAAUGCAGGUCUCAAGAACGCUGAUUCGCGUGUUAUUGGGGAGGCUAAGAAAAUUGCAAAAGAAUGCAAGGGCUUACCUUUAGCCAUUGUAACACUAGCAAAGGCUUUAAAAGGUAAAGCUCUUGAGAGGUGGAAAGAUGCACGAAAAAAACUUGAAAGAAGUGGAUUAAUGGAGAUUCCAAGCAUUCAAACAGAGAGAGAGAAAAAUGCCUACAUUUCUCUUCAGAUCAGUUAUGAGCAUUUGAAGGACAAGAUGCCCCAAACAUGUUUCUUACUGUACGUUAAGUUACAUGACAUAGUUCGUGAUGUUGCUCUAUGGAUUGCAUCAGAAGAAAAAAGUGGUUUUAUGAUCAAAUCUAGAUUGGAGUUGCUAAAUAGAAGCUCUGAAUCUUGUAAAGCAAUCUCAUUGUUGGACAGUGAAAAGAAAAAUUUUCCUAAUAGCUUGAUUCUUUCGAAGCUUGAGAUCCUAUUGCUUAAGAAUUGUAAUGUACAAGGUACAUGUUUUCUAGAAAUGGGGGAACUAAAAGUUUUAAGUCUUACAGUUGUAGAUGGUUCUACGGGGGUUAUUUCUUUAUAUGCUCUUUCGUCCCUACAAAAUCUUCGUGCUCUACAUUUGGAGAAUUUUGAUGACUUUUCGUUCCUUGGAAACUCAAGGAAACUUGAGAUUCUAAGUUUGCGUCGUUCAAAUGUAAAUGGUUUGGCAGAUGAAUUAGAGAGGUUGAAAGAUCUAAAGAUGUUGGAUCUUACCGAUUGUUCAUUUUCCUCAAGCUUUUUCCCUAAUGUCAUUCGAAGGUUAUCUCAGCUAGAGGAGUUGUACCUAUCAAUCAUGACAAAUGAUAUCUGUCUCGCGAUAAAAUCUUUGACCAGAUUAACGAGACUAAAUCUUUGGGUAACUUCUCUUCAUUUUCCUCCAGACUUUGAGUUUCCUAAAUUAGAAAAUUACAAGAUACGCAUAAACCAUAGCAGCAGCGGGCUUGAUAAUCGUUUUGAGGAAGCAAGAUCCUUGAAAGUUGAGAAAGUGUUUCCUUACAAUGCAGAUUCCCAAUUACUUGGGAAAUUAGAGUCUGUUGUAGUGUCAGGUAUCAAGGAUGAGUAUGUAGAAUGCUUGACUAAUAAAACACAACAAAAGGUGUCGGUAUCAAUGAUCUAA